UCUCAUUGCAUCCACCCCAAAAAGCACCAACACCAAAGCACUUUUUACCAUGCUGAAUAUAUACCCGUGUUCGUUCUCUACCUCAACACAUAUUCCUUGAAGGGAGAACCGAUAAAACAGGGGCCAACAGACGCGCUUUCAUCCUCAGCGCCAGUCUUCAUUGAGUGUUCCAACGUCUUAGUUGUUCGGAUUAGUAGUGCCCACAUUCGCUGGGAAAUUUUCUCUAAUAGCCUCAAAUAAUUGCAGUUUUUUCCUAUCACAAAAAUUCCCCCCUUUCUCUGCCAUUGCUCUCAGUGAAAUUUAAUAAUCUGCAUUCUAAAAUUCUAAUGAAAAUGUAACAUUAAAUUCAGUAUCUAACAAGGAUUACAUUACGAGGCUAUUGAAUGUUGUACAAUGUAAUUCACAGAGUGUUAUAUAAAAGUUAAUAUACUAAAUGAACCCCUAAAGUGAUUGAGUUGAUGAUAAUUCAAGUGUUUUUUUAAACCAAUAUUGAUGAUUACAUAUAAUUGAAAAUCUGGGAAAAUUUUAUCUUCUUCGCAAAAAAAUGAAACUGAAAUAGAAUUUUUACAUUAAAAAAAAUCGUGUUCCAAAAUCUUAAUACCCUCACCUCACGCGAAAAAAAGAGAAAUCCUCGAUGGUGGAAAAUGUGGUACAGAAAAUAAGGAAAAUCCAUUCACCCCUAUAUUCCAUAUCACGAAUCCCGUACAUAAUAUAGAUUUGUGCACUAUAACUAAGUAUAUAUGUAAAAUAGUACAUAGCAAUUUGACUUAAUUUUCCACACACUUCAUCCCUCUUCCACAAUUUCUCUUUUCAUCCUUCUUCUGGGAAUUAGUCCGGAAAAAUAGUCUCUUUGAGUAAUUCAAUGCUCCCUUAUUUUCUCACAAACCACUCAACAUGACCACUUUUUCCCAUUUAUUCACCCCUAUUUCUAGAAAAAAAAUAAAAAAAGAAAUCUUUUUUUCUGUACCCAUACUGCCAAAAUUUUCCCCUUUGUUCGUAUGAUGUUGGGGAAUAAGGAAAGCUCUGGAAAUGUGUGAAAAUCUUCAUUAUAUACCACAAUACUCACACUUUUGCACGAAAAUAUAUAUUCCCAGAAUUUUCAGUUAAAGCACAUUUUGGAAGAUAAAUACUCUUAAAUAUAUUAUUUUAAAUUAAUUUUUUUGUGUGCAAAAGGAAUAAUAAAGAACUGUGAUCUCCAUUGAGAAAAAGUUUCAGUUAUUACUGCUUCAAUGAUCGUUCUGGAAAACACCUUCAUGCAUAUAAUUUUGGAGUGAAAUGGAACGGUGACAAAAUAAUAUUCCAUCACUGACUGUUGCUUCAGCUUAACACCUAUCUCUUUCGCCAGUUAGCAAUAUUGAAUGCUAAAAGGUGGAAAUUAUUAUAUCUGAUUUUUGAGUGUUAAUUUCCUGGCGCUUGAAAUUCAAUUACAAGCGACCAACUUUUUAGACUUUUUUCCUAUCACUCUAAAAAUUGGAAAAUUCUAUAUUGAGCAGCACCGCCUCAACGUGUUUUAUUUUGAGAUUAAAUGUAUACAGGUGAUAUAAGAAAAUAUCAAAUAGCAAAUGGGACUGUAAAACUGGAGAAAGGGCCAGUUACUAUUUCGCGGGAAGAAACGUCAUGACCGAAUGCGAGGUGCAACGAUGCACCUGCAAGGGCUGAGUCAUUGGCAGGUCUACCACUCAACCCUGGAGGCUCUUACGAAGUCAGGUCUUAUUCUCGUCCUGGGCGUCGCCAUAGUCGCUUCUAAUAUUCUUAUUAUAGCAACAUUCCUUAAUUUUAGAGGUCCAUCAGAAGUAAUAAAUUAUUAUUUGCUGUCGCUGGCGGUCGCCGAUUUACUAUGUGGACUACUGAUAGUGCCCCUAUCUGUGUAUCCGGCCCUAACUGGAGAGUGGAUUUACGGAGAUAUUCUCUGUCGCUUCAUAGGAUACUUGGAAGUGACCCUGUGGUCGGUCACUGUGUACACAUUCAUGUGGAUUUCAGUAGAUAGAUAUUUGGCAGUUCGAAAACCUCUUCGAUAUGAGACGGUUCAAACGAAAACCAGAUGCCAAUGUUGGAUGGCGUUUACAUGGAUUUCUGCAGCUAUGCUGUGCUGUCCACCUCUUCUAGGCUUCAACAAAGCACAGUUCGAUGAAGAAGCAUACGUUUGUAUGCUCAAAUGGGGCAAUAUGGCCGCAUACAGUGCCACCCUGGCCAUCCUAGUCUUAGGUCCUAGCGUCAUUUCCAUUGUCCACAACUAUGGCUAUAUAUUUAUAAUGAUGCGUCGCCUGAAGUCCGGAGCACCAAUCCACGAUAAGGAAUAUGCGACGGCUCUGGCAGAGAAUCUAGCCAAUCCCAGUCAUACAAUGUCCUUCGCCUUGAUAUUCUCAUUCUGGAUCUCAUGGAGUCCGCUAAUUGUUGUGAAGGUGUAUGAAAGUAUCACAGGCGAAGAAUUUCAGAAUCCUCUUGUCCAUUUCGGUAUUGUGUGGUUUGGUGUACUCAAUUCCCUCUGGAAGUUCAUUAUUCUAACGGGCAUGUCGCCACACUUUCGACUUGCACUGAGAAUCUUCUGUCUUACGAUUUGCUGCAAGACUAAGGGGCGCCUUCAGGCGGAACUUAUAGGUUUGGAUCCAGAUGACUAGUAUAGUCUGUGUGGCGACAUUAAUGAGCCAACCGAUAGAGUGGAAAAUUUCUACACAUUAAUAAGAAACUAAAAUACGAAAACUACCGAUUCUCGUCUUGUGAAUGGCAUUGUAAAAAUGCACAAUGACGUUACAAUUGUGAUCGUAAUUGAUUUUAGCACAUGUGCAUAAAAUCAAUCUUAAAUAAUUAAAAAAAAGACAAUUGAUGCAAAAUAGUGCAUCUCAAUGUGAAGAAUCAAUAUAACAAUGAUAUUACAUAAUGACUCGCUCAAUAUUAUAGUAAACAUAGUAAAACUUUAGAAAUAAAACAGUGGAUAAAAAAAAAUAAUAAAAUAAAUUAAGAAUUAAUAAAGAUAAAUUCUGAGAUAUAAACCAGUAUUUCAACAAUUUUCAGGGCUUACAUUAAAAGAAAUAUGAAAAAAAGACAUUGCAGACACUUACGUAAUUUUCAAUAGAUAAAAAUUACUACAACAACUUAUCACAAAAUCGAGUAAGAUCUAAGAAAUAGCAAACAAUUAUUAAGUAAAUUUGAAAACGUCAUUUAUAAUAAAUUACCCCUAUACAUUUCUAAUAAUGAAAAAAAAAGAAAAUUCUGAGAUACACGUAAUGUUAUAUAGGUAAUUUCAGAACAAUUUGCGCAUUAGAUCUUAGGAGAUUAAAUCAGAAUUUAGAUGCAGUAACUUUUUCUAUAGUUCUACACGUUGAAAUUAAUAAUAAAGAAGAAAA
Phlebotomus papatasi is the source of this 3344-nucleotide messenger RNA. RefSeq names its product G-protein coupled receptor 52 (gene DopEcR). The transcript has 4 exons. Gene Ontology annotation, molecular function: peptide binding; G protein-coupled receptor activity. Bases 1626 to 2618 code for a protein of 330 amino acids. Gene Ontology annotation, cellular component: membrane. The record is from RefSeq and is a predicted model, not a curated record. Gene Ontology annotation, biological process: G protein-coupled receptor signaling pathway. Lineage: Eukaryota; Metazoa; Arthropoda; Insecta; Diptera; Psychodidae.